This is a messenger RNA of Owenia fusiformis, 623 nucleotides long. Lineage: Eukaryota; Metazoa; Annelida; Polychaeta; Sabellida; Oweniidae. The record is from the annotation of a GenBank genome assembly.
AAUGAGAUGAACGUAAAACUGCUUUCGCAAUAUUAGUUAUAAUUAAGAACCGACCACAAGUUACGAGAGACUCUUAAAAAGAGCAAUUCAGUGAUCAUACUUCAGGAGACAUAUCUAAAAAGAGGAAUUCAGCGAUCAUACUUCAGGAGACAUUGCAAGAACAGAGAUCAAGCACGGUAGUGAUUCAUAGUUGACUACAGAGCAAUCAAUGGCAGCAGCUGACAAGAUGAAGAAUGUGUUACUGAAGACUCUUGUGGUGUUUAUCAUGUACCAAGUGACCAUCCAAUCCCCUGAUGCCACAGUGCUAGAUAUGAGCAGAAGAGGCCAUACAAAACUAACAGAAGGCAUGUUCAAGGAAUAUUCCAAUCUUAAACGUCUCUAUCUGAAUGAUACUGUUAUUACUCAAAUUGAACCAGGUGCUUUCUCUGGUUUAGAAUCAUUGGAAGAAUUAUAUCUUGUGAAUAAUACACUGACAAAAAUAGGAGAUGGCAUAUUCACUAACUUGACAUCACUGACCAGACUUAUCCUAGCCAAUAAUGAACUAAGAACAUUACCAGAUGACAUAUUCAGUAGCUUGACAUCACUGACAGAACUUUACCUUGAUGGUAAUGAAUUAACAAUAU